Molecule: messenger RNA, 1018 nt
Organism: Phlebotomus argentipes
Lineage: Eukaryota; Metazoa; Arthropoda; Insecta; Diptera; Psychodidae
Gene: Pgam5
Product: serine/threonine-protein phosphatase Pgam5, mitochondrial
Exons: 5
Coding region: 153-1007 (284 amino acids)
Biological process (GO): positive regulation of mitochondrial fission
Cellular component (GO): mitochondrion
Source: RefSeq, a predicted model, not a curated record
UUGGAGCGGUGUUCGAAAGAAGUCUGCGGCGUUUUUGUCUGCCGUUUUCACGCGUUUUUCCUAUUCAGUAUUUGCUUCAGCCUGUUUUCCAAGUUCACCACUUCACCUAAAACAUAACACACAGUUGUGAAUGUUCAAAUAAGUCCCCAAGGAUGACUUCCUGGUCAAGACUGCAAAAAGCCACUGCGGUGAUUUUUGGUGCUGUUGGUGGAGCUUCUGCAUACUACUUUUACACCCGGAAGCAAGAGACUAACACUGUGUUCAACUCCUGGACCACCAACUUUAAACCUUCCAAGUAUGGGAAGUGGGACUCUAACUGGGAUCAUCGAGAUCCUGCUUCCCUUGUAAAGCCUCUCAAGGCGGACGCCGAGUCUACCGAAGAGAAUAAAUACAACGAGAAACUCGAGAAAGCCACUCCGAAAGUGAUCCGGCACAUCAUUCUGAUUAGACACGGGCAGUACAAUCAGUCUGGAGAGUCGGACGCUAAGCACUACCUCACAGAAAUUGGCCGAAAGCAGGCGGCAUUCACAGGAGACCGCCUGAAAGUCUUGCAAAUCAACUGGGAUAAAAUGAUAAAAUCAACUCUGCUGCGUGCCCAAGAGACUGGAACCAUUAUAUCCUCGUCCCUGCCUCAAGUGCCAGUGGAGCAUUGUUCACUGCUGGAAGAGGGAGCGCCUAUUCCUCCGGAACCACCAAUUGGCCAUUGGAAGCCAGAGAAGCAUCAGUUCUUCCAGGACGGAGCAAGAAUUGAGGCUGCUUUCCGGAAGUACUUCCACAGGGCGCCUCCUGAGCAGACAAAGGAAUCUUACACACUUCUAGUUUGUCACGCAAACGUCAUUAGAUACUUUGUCUGCCGAGCCCUGCAGUUCCCGCCUGAGGCUUGGCUGAGAAUCUCCUUGAAUCACGCAUCAAUCACCUGGAUCUCCAUUCUCCCAUCUGGAAGGGUUCUUCUGCGAGGUCUUGGGGAUUCUGGCCAUAUUCCACCGGAAUAUGUGACAUGCAGAUAAGCGACUUUUUC